This is a messenger RNA of Lipotes vexillifer (Yangtze River dolphin), 2949 nucleotides long. RefSeq names its product immunoglobulin mu DNA binding protein 2 (gene IGHMBP2). NCBI's taxonomy places the organism in Eukaryota, Metazoa, Chordata, Mammalia, Artiodactyla, Lipotidae. The record is from RefSeq and is a predicted model, not a curated record. Gene Ontology annotation, cellular component: cytoplasm; nucleus. The coding region runs from base 1 to 2949 and encodes 982 amino acids. Gene Ontology annotation, molecular function: zinc ion binding; ATP binding; DNA binding. The transcript has 15 exons.
AUGGCGUCGGCGGCUGUGGAGAGCUUUGUGACCAAGCAGUUGGACCUGCUGGAGCUCGAGAGGGACGCGGAGGUCGAGGAGCGCAGGGCCUGGCAGGAAAAUGUCUCUCUGAAAGAACUCCAGAGCCGAGGCGUCUGCUUGCUGAAGCUGCAGGUAUCCAGCCAGCGGACCGGGCUGUACGGACGGUUGCUGGUCACCUUUGAGCCCAGGAGAUGCAUGUCUGCAGCUGUGCUUCCCAGUAACAGCUUUAUUUCCGGUGACAUAGUGGGUCUGUAUGAGGAAGGCAGUCAGCUGGCCACUGGGAUCCUGACCCGGAUCACCCAGCAAUUGGUCACCGUGGCCUUUGACGAGUCCCAUGAUUUCCGGUUGAGUUUGGACCGAGAGCAUUCCUACAGGCUGUUAAAACUUGCUAACGACAUCACUUAUAAGCGACUGAAAAAAACUCUGAUCACCCUGAAGAAGUACCAUUCUGGCCCCGCGUCCUCGCUCACGGAGGUCCUCUUCGGUGGAUCGGACCCCAGCCCUGCCAGUGACAUACCCCCCCUGACUUUCUACAACGUCACUCUGGACGCCUCCCAGCAGGAAGCGGUCUGGUUCGCGCUGUCCCAGAAGGAACUCGCCAUCAUCCAUGGGCCUCCCGGCACCGGGAAGACCACCACUGUGGUUGAAAUCAUUCUCCAAGCUGUGAAACAGGGCUCAAAGGUUCUGUGCUGCGCCCCCUCUAACAUCGCCGUGGACAACCUGGUCGAGCAGCUGGCCCAGUGGAAGCAGAGGCUCCUGCGCCUUGGGCACCCUGCACGGCUCCUGGAGUCUGUCCAGCAGCAUUCCCUGGACGCGGUCUUGGCGCGGGGUGACGGCACCCGGAUUGUGGCUGACAUCAGGAAGGACAUCGACCAGGUCUUGGCAAAAAGCAAAAAGACCCAGAAUAAAAGAGAGAAAAGUAAUUUUCGAAAUGAAAUCAAGGUGUUAAGGAAGGAGCUGAAGGAAAGGGAGGAAGCAGCCAUGCUGGAGAGCCUGGUAGCGGCCAAUGUGGUCCUCGCGACAAACACAGGUGCCUCUUCGGACGGCCCCCUGAAGCUGCUGCCAGAUGGCCACUUCGACAUGGUGGUCAUUGACGAGUGUGCCCAGGCCCUGGAGGCCAGCUGCUGGAUCCCCCUACUGAAGGCCAGGAAAUGCGUCCUGGCCGGAGACCACAAACAGCUGCCCCCCACCAUCUUCUCUCACAAGGCUGCGCUGGCGGGGCUGUCACUGAGCCUGAUGGAGCGCCUGGCGGAAGGGCAUGGCGCCAGGUCGGUACGGAUGCUGAGCGUGCAGUACCGCAUGCACCAGGCCAUCGCGCGCUGGGCCUCGGAGGCCCUGUACCAUGGACAGCUCACGACCCACCCUUCCGUGGCCGGGCACCUCCUGCGGGAUCUCCCGGGAGUGGCUGCCACAGAGGAGACGGGUGUCCCCCUGCUGCUGCUGGACACGGCCGGCUGCGGGUUGUUUGAGCUGGAGGACGAGGAUGAGCAGUCUAAAGGGAACCCCGGUGAAGUGCGCCUCGUCAGUCUGCACGUCCAGGCGCUGGUGGACGCCGGUGUCCAGGCCGGCGACAUUGCCGUCAUCACGCCGUACAACCUGCAGGUGGACCUGCUCAGACAGAGCCUCACACACAGGCACCCGGAGCUCGAGAUUAAGUCUGUCGACGGCUUCCAGGGCCGAGAGAAGGAGGCUGUGAUCCUGUCCUUCGUCAGAUCCAACAGGAAAGGUGAGGUUGGCUUCCUCGCCGAGAACCGGCGCAUCAACGUGGCUGUCACCCGCGCCCGGCGGCACGUGGCCGUGGUCUGCGAUUCCCACACCGUCAGCAGCCACGCCUUCCUGAAGACGCUGGUGGAUUACUUCACAGAGCACGGGGAGGCGCGCACAGCCUUUGAGUAUCUCGAUGACAUCGUCCCUGAAAACUACUCCCGUGAGGGUGCCCAGGGCCCUGGCCAGGCCGGCGCGAAGACCCAUGGCUCUGCUGCGAUGGCCAGGAGGGCUUCCGGGAGCAGGCAGCCCACGGGGGCCGCGCUGGGUCGGAAGGAGCCGGGCACGGCGCCUUUGUCCUCCGAGGCCCAGCCUCAGCCCAGCCUCAACAGAGGCGGCCGGGAGGGGGCCAGGAGCAGAGAUGGCACAGAGCAAUUCAGGGCCGUGAUAACGGAGUUCGUGGCGAGUGAGAAGACACAGCUAGAGUUCCCUGCCUCCCUGGAUUCGCAAGACAGGAUGUGGGUCCAUCAGAUCGCGGAAGAGUACGGGCUGAGGCACGAAAGUGCCGGGGAGGGGAAGGAACGGUUCAUCACCGUGAGCAAGAGGGUCCCAGCGGCCCCUGCGGCUCCAGCAACCCCGGCAGGGCCUGGCAGCAAAGCCCCUCUGUGUCCAGAGCCCCCCAGCCCUGCGCAGACAGAGCCCGCCAUCGGGGAGCAGAGCAGCCGGGGCCAGCCGGACCUGAAGGCGCUGCACCUGGACAGACUGCAGAGGGUGGAGAGCCAGCAGGAGCAGCGGGCCACAGGCUCCGGGCCGCGGAAGUUACCAGAAAAGAAAAAGAAGAAUAGAGCAGACGGACCCAUGGCCGUAGAUCUGCCAGCCGGGGAGGACUUUGACGCCCUGGUCUCGGCCGCCAUCAAGGCUGACAACACUUGUGGCCUCACCAAGUGCACAGCCAGCGUCGUAACCCUGGGCCAGCUCUGUCUGCACUGCGGCCGCCGUUACUGCCUCAGCCACCACCUGCCCGAGAUCCACGGCUGCGGGGAGAGGGCUCACGCCCAUGCGCGGCAGAGGAUUAGCCGGGAGGGGGUCCUCUACGCCGGCAGCGGGACCAAGGACAGGUCCCUGGACCCUGCCAAGAGGGCCCAGCUGCAGAGGAGGCUGGACAAUAAGCUGGACCAGCUGACCGGCCAGCGGAGGGGCAAGAGGAAGGAGAAGGGGAAGUGA